CAGUAGUAAGGGGAAGCCGGAGAGCUGACUGCAAUGAGACAUUUCCAUUGCUCUGUCUUCACUGACAGCCUCUGUGUACAGUAGAGGAUGGGAUGUGACGCUCCCGGCCGCGGUGGAUUGUGGGAGUUCACAGACACAGCCUAGUCCUCUCAGCUCAUACAGGGACUGAAAAAAAAAAGGCACAGUAGACAUAUUGCUGGGAAGCUGUACUUGUGAUAGCACAAAGCUAGGAUGUCGAGCAGAGGUGGGAAAAAGAAGACCACAAAGACCUCAAGGUCAGCAAAGGCUGGGGUCAUAUUCCCAGUAGGAAGAAUGCUGCGUUAUAUAAAGAAAGGACAUCCAAAAUACAGGAUUGGAGUUGGCGCUCCUGUGUAUAUGGCUGCUGUCCUGGAGUAUCUGACUGCUGAGAUUCUUGAACUGGCUGGAAAUGCAGCUAGAGAUAACAAAAAAGGGAGAGUCACCCCCAGACAUAUUCUGCUGGCUAUAGCCAAUGAUGAAGAAUUAAAUCAGCUAUUAAAAGGUGUAACCAUUGCCAGCGGUGGUGUGUUACCAAAUAUUCAUCCUGAGCUGUUGGCAAAGAAGCGUGGAACCAAAGGAAAGCUGGAGGCUAUUAUUACACCCCCACCUGCAAAGACAGCCAAAACCACAUCACCAAAAAAAUCAGCUUCAAAGAAGCCAGGUGCCAAAAAAGGAGUAAGAAAAUCUAAGAAGAAGCAAGGAGAAGUUAGCAAAGCAGCAAGUGCAGACAGCACAACAGAAGGGGCACCAGCCAAUGGAUUCACUAUUCUUUCUACCAAAAGUCUUUUUCUGGGACAGAAGCUGAACCUUAUUCACAGUGAGAUCAGUAAUUUAGCCGGAUUUGAGGUGGAGGCUGUUAUCAACCCUACAAAUGCUGACAUUGACCUUAAAGAUGAUAUAGGUAAUGCCUUAGAGAAGAAAGGAGGUAAAGAGUUUUUGGAAGCAGUAAUUGAACUGAAAAAAAAGAAUGGACCUUUAGAUGUUGGUGGUGCUGCCGUCAGUUCAGGCCAUGGGCUGCCUGCAAAGUUUGUAAUCCACUGCAACAGCCCAAGCUGGGGAUCUGACAAGUGUGAAGAGCUGCUGGAAAAGACUGUGAAGAACUGCCUGGCUUUAGCAGAUGAGAAGAAAAUUAAGUCAAUUGCGUUUCCCUCAAUUGGCAGUGGAAGAAAUGGAUUUCCUAAGCAAACAGCUGCGCAACUCAUCCUGAAAGCUAUUUCUAACUAUUUUGUGUCUACGAUGUCCUCUUCAAUCAAGACUGUGUAUUUUGUGCUGUUUGACAGUGAAAGUAUAGGCAUAUAUGUGCAGGAGAUGGCAAAGCUUGAUGCAAACUAAACCUUUCAGCCCCGACACCCCCCCCCCCCCCCCCCCAAUGCUUCCCUUUACUAAUGAUACAACCUUUAGCUCUUUUUUGCAAAACUGCACUGCAAUUUUAGAAAAAAAUUAUUUGAGGAAAGCAAGGAUUCCACUUGACCUUUCUAAAAUAUUUGGCACUGAUAGCUGACAUUACUUCUGUUGAUGCACUAUAUCUGAGGCAUUGUCCUAACUUAGUUAAUUUAGAGGAUUUUUUUAAAUAAUUUUAUUUUGAAUGAGUUAUAAAAUUAAAUAGGUUGUAGUUGGGAGUGUAUUGUCUUUUGUAUGUGAAUGACAUGAAAGAAAUAUUUUGUAAAUGUUGUGGUUCUUUGAUUGUACCCCUAUGUGGCUUUGUAUUUUUCCUCUCAGUAU
Nanorana parkeri is the source of this 1740-nucleotide messenger RNA. Its product is annotated as core histone macro-H2A.1. Gene Ontology annotation, cellular component: nucleosome. Gene Ontology annotation, biological process: nucleosome assembly. Gene Ontology annotation, molecular function: structural constituent of chromatin; DNA binding; protein heterodimerization activity. The transcript is spliced from 11 exons. Lineage: Eukaryota; Metazoa; Chordata; Amphibia; Anura; Dicroglossidae. The record is from RefSeq and is a predicted model, not a curated record. Bases 232 to 1350 code for a protein of 372 amino acids.